CUGCACUUUAAUAAGCCGCUGUCCAACAGCAUCUUGGAGGUCGCCUGCCCAAUUUGGUAUGUCCUUUCCUGUUUCCGAUAUCAUUUCUGUAUAUACUCUAUGCCCUGUUUCUAAUGUGAUUUCGUGUGUCUUAAGCCUUGUUUCACUCUUCUGUGGUAUCCUGACUGUUGUUCCCAAGUACCUGUGCUGUUGUCAGAGCCCGUGCUCCCUGUUAGCAUGUGAAUUGGCCCAAGUAUUCCUGUUUCUAUCAGCGACCCACCCCCAGAAUAUCUAGCGGGUCGUCGGCAAGGUUACCCAAGACUGCCAGGCGGGAGCCGCCCGUUCCCAAGCCCGUCAUCGAUUGAACUGCGCGUACCACCCCAACAGGCACAGCUCUCCGGAUCUCAGCGCGUUAGAUCCGAACGUUGUCCGCAAGGAGCAAGAGGGGCUUUUGGAACCGGACAAAGCAUCAAACAGCAACCGAAAUAGAGAACCCCCCUAACUUCCCCCACUACCCGCACCGCAAGAUACCCCUCCCCCUUAAAAAUGUCGUCCUCGGUCCCUCUCCAGGUGGCCGAGACGGUGCAGACCGCUCACAUCAACCGCCACCCGUCGGCCAGCCAUGACCUCAACCCCUCGACUGCCGCUGACAAGCUCGAGCCCGUGACCCUACACGAAAAGCCCGAUGGCGGCGGCGAUGUGGACAGCCUAGACGACGAGGCCGAAGACGUGCGGGGCGAUGAUGAUGAUGAGGAGGAGGAGGAGGAGGACAUACCCUACGACGUCCUGAGGCCGCUGCCGCGCCGGCAAGCCCACCAGAUGCCCCCGCUUCCGGACCUGCGCUUCGAGCAGAGCUACCUCCGAAGCAUAGCAAAGGCCGACACGUGGUGGAAGGUGGCCUGGAUCACGGCCCGAGACCAGGUCAUGAUGCCCCUGGCGCAGGGCGUGCUGUACAACCUCGCGAUAGGCGGAUGGCAGUACUGGAACAAGAACGCGCAACUGCACGGCAGUUCGUCCGGGGCCAAGCUGAGGCGCUGGUGGUACGGCGUCAACAACUGGAUCAUCCCGCCAGAGAAGUCCAGGACCACCGCCGUCAGGCCGUCCUAUGCGCGGCAAUGGAGGUAGGCGCGUCUGUCCUGGGGACAGUCAGUAGCGCAGCGCAUCAAAUGAAACAAAUAUUAAGGCUUGUGUGCGCGGCA
Messenger RNA from Gaeumannomyces tritici R3-111a-1, 1178 nucleotides. RefSeq lists its product as hypothetical. The transcript is spliced from 2 exons. The record is from RefSeq and is a predicted model, not a curated record. Gene Ontology annotation, molecular function: mitochondrion autophagosome adaptor activity. Lineage: Eukaryota; Fungi; Ascomycota; Sordariomycetes; Magnaporthales; Magnaporthaceae. Gene Ontology annotation, biological process: mitophagy. Bases 526 to 1104 code for a protein of 192 amino acids.